This is a messenger RNA of Microtus ochrogaster (prairie vole), 3849 nucleotides long. RefSeq names its product ring finger protein 141 (gene Rnf141). Gene Ontology annotation, molecular function: ubiquitin-protein transferase activity. Gene Ontology annotation, biological process: protein autoubiquitination. Lineage: Eukaryota; Metazoa; Chordata; Mammalia; Rodentia; Cricetidae. The record is from RefSeq and is a predicted model, not a curated record.
GUGGAGCUAGGCCGUGCUGGUCAGGGCCUCGGCUGCGGGGCCUGGGGCACCGGCUUCCAGGGCGGGUGAAUGCGCUGCUUCCGCCUUCGCGGUGGGCGGUGGUGCUGAGGAGAGGAGUUUUGAAUCUUGGCGCUGGCGCAAUAAGCAGUUUAGCUGUUGGUUAGCAGAGCAGAAAUUAUGUGAAGCAAAACUCUUUCUGAAUUCUGAAAGACACCAUUUCACCAUGGGACAGCAAAUUUCGGAUCAGACGCAAUUGGUUAUUAACAAGUUACCAGAAAAAGUAGCAAAACACGUCACCUUGGUUCGAGAAAGUGGCUCCUUAACUUAUGAAGAGUUUCUUGGGAGAGUAGCUGAACUCAAUGAUGUAACUGCUAAGGUAGCUGCUGGCCAGGAAAAACAUCUUCUCUUUGAGGUCCAACCUGGGUCUGAUUCCUCUGCCUUUUGGAAAGUGGUUGUACGGGUGGUCUGUACGAAGAUUAACAAAAGCAGUGGUAUUGUGGAAGCCUUGUGGAUCAUGAAUUUAUACCAGUUUAUUCAGCUUUAUAAAGACAUCACAAGUCAAGCUGCUGGAGUGUUGGCGCAGAGCUCUGCCUCUGAAGAGCCCGAUGGGAGCCUGUCCUCUGUAACGUCUUGUCAGGCUAGUCUGUGGAUGGGCAGGGUGAAGCAGCUGACGGAUGAGGAGGAGUGUUGUAUCUGCAUGGACGGGCGAGCUGACCUCAUCCUGCCCUGUGCUCACAGCUUCUGUCAGAAGUGUAUUGACAAAUGGAGUGAUCGGCACAGGAACUGCCCCAUUUGUCGCCUACAGAUGACUGGAGCAAAUGAGUCGUGGGUGGUGUCAGAUGCACCCACUGAGGAUGACAUGGCCAACUAUAUUCUUAACAUGGCUGAUGAGGCAGGCCAGCCCCACAGGCCGUGACUGAGGAAGACUCUUGUUACUGUGAGCUGCAAUACACUGGUCAUAGAGGAGGAGUGGAGAGAUGUGUGGCGCACACAGGAAGAUCAGGUUUUCCACCCUCUUAUUUUUGCUAUUCUGAUAAUAUGUCCCAUUCUUAAAUAAACUCCCUUCCUAUGUCUUCCAUGUAGGGUGGGCUACACUUUGCUACUGUUUGGCCAUAUUCCCCACUGUCCACCUGUUCUUUGUUGCUCUUGAACCCUUUACUACAGAUAGCAAUACUUGACACUACUACUUUUCAGGGAGGGGGUGUUCUGUAUCUUCUUAGCUAGGUUUAAAAUGUAGGGUAUUGAAAGUUGUAGCCAUCUGAGCUAAACUACUGGAACUAAUGUCUCAGUGGGGUUGCUACUGCUGGGACCUGAGGUGCACUCCGCCCCCUUGUGGUUCUUUCUGGAUCCUUCACUACUAUGGCCCAAUUGCUUCUUGGUGUCACUGUAACUUCAUCAUGGGUUCUGGCGCUACUCUUGAUCACUGAGGUGCUGCAGCACUCAGAGAAGGACUCUGAGCUUGGGACUUGGUCUUGCAAUGGAAGAAUUUUCACGGCUGUUCUCCGGACCUGGGGAGGGGUUCACUGGAUUAUCCAUAAUGCCCCGAAGGAAAUCUUUCUUCGUGCAGAUACACUUUUAUAUUCCCAGGUCACUCUGAGUCAUCAAAUCCUGAGCUGGAGUCUUUGUUUUAAGUAAAGGCACCUUUCAGAGGCUUCAGUUUCCUCAAAUCUCUUGGAUUAAAAGAAAAGGAAGAUGAGAUGAAGCUUUUCACCAUGCAUUAGUAAACCCCUGAAAUCCAGAGAACGAUUGGCUUCUUCCCAUUCCUCUGCACUCCUCCGAGAGUCUGAAAAGAAUAUGGUAAUGGGAGUGCAGUGCUCGGCCAAUUGCAGCCAUGGCUUACGAGUAAGACUGUUAACAGUUCAGCCUAUAACAGAACCAGUGCAUGAAGUCACGCCACCUUUAAGAGCUCUUAGCAGUCCAUAGACAUUUCUCACUGACUGAUUGUAGGUGUUCCUGUUUUUCUAAGUACAAAGGUACACAAUUGAAGUUGCUGCUUAUUGAUUUUUAAUUAAGAUCUUAAAGAAAAUACAAAUAAAUCCCUUCCAAAGAAAAAGAUCUAACUUGCUUCCGCCCCCCAAGUACUGCAGACUUCAGUUGUCUACUGACUGUCCCGAUGUGUGAGCAAGUGCAAUGCUGUCCUCUCUCCUAGCUUAGCUGUGUGUUUUGGUUUCCCAGCCUGAGAUGGCUUUACUCUGCUGUAGAAACUGACUGUAUUUGUGAUUUUCAAACCUUAGCAGUGAAACUUCUUCCAAGUAAAUUUUUAGUCUCUAUGCACUGAGUGUAUGCACAAGUUACCCCCAUUAUAUAGAAGCUACAUUUUAUUAAUACAGGUGUCCUUUUAUAAACUUAGUACAGUGUGGUCACCAUUAAGUCAGGGUAGGAAAAUGUCACAGUGAUUGGUGAUACAGUUUCAUUAGAGUUUAAUGAGUAACAAAUUUGUGUGAUGAAAAGCUUUUGUUUUGUAAAAAAUACUACUAAUAGUAUUUCAGGGCUGGGGGUGUGGUUCAGCUGGUAGAGUGCUUGCCUAGCAUGCAUGGAGCCCUGGGUUCCACCCCAACACUGCAUAGAAACAAGCAGUCCUGGUGCUGUAUUCCUGGAACCCCAGCACUUGGGAGGAAGAAGCAGGAAGAUCAGAAGUUCAAGGAUAUCCUCAACUGCAUAGAGAAUUCAGGGCCAUCCUGGGCUACAUUGGGACCCUGUUUCAAAAACUGUGUGGGUGGUGAGGCUGGAGAAAUGGCCCAUUGGUUAAGAGAAAUUGCUGUUCUUACAGAGGACCCGAGUUCAAUUCCCAGCACCUAUACUGGUGGAGUCACCAACAGCCUAUAAUACCAGCUCCAGGGGACCCAUACCUCUUCUGACCCACCCCCACACCCCAGAAAUAAAUCUUUAAAGCAUUUUAAAAUUCAUAUUUUCAGAUGAUUCAACCUCUGUUGAUUCUCAAGUGCUCUAUGGAACGUAUUUUUAAAACCCUGGGAUAAGUGACCCUCUGAGAGAUUUUCCAACCCUAAAAAUUGAAAUUGUUCUUUUGGACUAGACUCACUGGCUUUAAUUCAAUUGUCUAAUUGAAAAUGUUUCUGAAAAUGAAUAACAUAGCUGUAUGGGUUUGGGAUCUUUUCAGCAAUAGCCAAAACUUUUUUCUCCAAGAAUCCUUCACUUUUGAAGGAUUAAACAGUGAGUUUAGAGACUUGAUAUUGCCCACAGCCCUUUCCUUGCAGUGUGAGCUCCAAGAUACAGACUGAUCCCCUGUGCAAUGCCAGUGUCUCGGCUUGCCUCACCAGGUAGAUGAGCAGAAGGCUGCUCAUUCCGUCUCUCUCCAGAUGGAUGGCAGGUGGGCCUGCCUGCUGCAGUGUCUGAUCAUAAAAGUGGUAGCUUUGUCUCAUGGUAAAUACACACUUUUCUACUCUGUACAGCUUUGUCUUAAAAUGAGGAGUACUUAAAUGCAUUUACCAUCGUAAGGAGCCGUGUGCCUUCCGAGGUGUGUGAACUGCCUCCUGCUCUGGGGAAUUUUUGUAAUUUGGACCAUUAGUGCUAUGCUCACUCAGUAACCGUGGACGCCGUAGGCACUGGGUUUCAGAAAAGAGUUUGACUGUGUACUGAUGUAAAGGCCGAGGGCAGCAGAACCUCCGUUAUUCUUGAAAGAAACUGAUACGAUGUGCAAUUUCAAAUUCUUAUAUACUAAAUAUCUAUAUUUAUUAGAAGACUUUUAUAUUGUGCUCUGGGAAUUGUGUUGUGUGCUAUGUUUUGAGAUGAUUUCCUUGUAUUAAUAUAUCUCUGGGUAAUAAGGCUGCUUGGAAACCUUUUGGUUCCCUGAUUUUUAACACUGGGAAGUUGGGUUCAUUAAAAGAUAAU